Messenger RNA from Lingula anatina, 1227 nucleotides. RefSeq lists its product as uncharacterized. Gene Ontology annotation, molecular function: protein binding. The record is from RefSeq and is a predicted model, not a curated record. NCBI's taxonomy places the organism in Eukaryota, Metazoa, Brachiopoda, Lingulata, Lingulida, Lingulidae.
CGCUGGCUUCUUAGUUACCACACGUGUUGAGACUAUGUGCAUAUAUUUACGCUUUGUUGACUUGGAUUUCUAUAUCGAUUUCCAAUUAUCGGACUCGUGUUAUCCAACGUGUGCCUUAAUACAUUUCUAUAGGCUGUGCUUUUGCUUAUCGAUUUUCGAUGCCAGAAACCGUGUGUGCUAGAAACUGUGCAUUUUCCAUACAAUUGGUGUAAAUAUUUCUAUAAAUAUCAAGUACAACAAAUCGAAUAUAACCCAGCACUUGUAGGAAGAAUAACUUGAUUUUUCAGAUAAGAAUUCAUGGUGCAAGGGCAGGGUCCACGAUCUGGGUUACCCAUGACGUCACAAACCGAUGUGGAGAAGGGGACGCAAGGAGACGCCGAGGAACCCCAGAUUUUGAGAGCUAUAGAAGCCAAAGAUGUCAGAGAGUUGACUUACCUCAUCGAAGGAGGGGCUGAUAUUAACUGUUAUUCCAAGGAUGGUUUCUCAACCCCGCUUAUUAAGGCCAUCGAGUGUGAGGACUACGAAAUCCGACGUCGUAUGGUUAAGAUCCUUAUAAAAUGGAAGGUCAAGGUCAACCAAAGGCUGCGAAAGAGCGGGUUCACCGCCAUGCACAAAGCCAUAGCUCGCAGAGACAGGGAGGUCAUCAAGAUGUUGAUCAACGCUGGUGGUGAUACAACCAUACGUGGAUUUAAUGGCUCUCCGGUUCUUAUGUGGAGUGUCAAUGACCAUACCCUGCUAGGCUGGCUGUUGGAGAACAACCAUUGCGAUGCGGACACGAGAGCGGAGCAAAUGAACGGGACCGUCCUUUUCUACUACGAGGAGCAGGGUGACGACUGGGCCGACGCCAUAGAGACAGCCUUGGCCCACGGCGCUCACUUGUACCACCGGGAUUACCUGACUAAUAAGACCGUCUAUGACCUGGCGGAAGAACACAAGAGGAAAGACAUACUUAUCAAACUGAAUAAGCACAUAUUCAAGCUAGUCGACAGAGGUGAUUUUGAUACCAUUUGGAUGGAAAUCCACAGGAGUUUUGAUCGCUGGAACAAAUUAAAAAACCAAUUCUCCCUCCACCCCCGAACCACCACCACCACCACCACAACCAACACCACAACCACCACAACCACAACCACUACCACCACAACCACAACGGCAACCACAACCACCACAACCACUACUACCACAACCACAACCAUACACAUAUUCUUACACGCACACGGACAUACAUAG